CGUGGCAAAGUAAUUGCAUUCUAUUCACCAAAGCUUCAAGCAAAGCUCGAAAAUACUCAACAAGCUUCUACAUCCUAGCAAAGGAGUGAAAAACACACCAUCCUAAUAUGAUGAACGGUCCAAAACAAUUCAUGCUUCUCGCAGCAAGUUUCUGCUUGUUUGCGUCUACAUCCGCAGAAAUUAUCCCCAAGAAAUCUUGGUCUGUUAUUGGUUACGAAGCCUUUAACAAAAAGAAAGGCACCGCGAAAGCUGUUGUGACUUCUGCGCGAGAGGCAAAAGAAAAAUCCGAUGCUCCGAGUGGCAUUGCCAAGGCCGUUGUUGGUGUUGGAGUUGCCGCUGCCUUCGCCACUGUCGGAGGGCAAGCGCUCGCGGGAGACCAAAGACCAGAAAUGGCUCUAGUCGAAGCCCUUCGCAAGCCUGUUGUAGCUGUAAGAAAAGUUAACGCCGGGGGAGCAGACGUUACUCCGGCAGCAACUACUACUGAAGGCGCAUCAAUCCCCAACGAGGUUUUCAACUUGGUAAAGGGUAUCGUCGGUGUUGGAGUCCUGAGUCUUCCAGCUGGUGUCGCUGCUUUCGGAAGCGCUCCGUCAGCUUUCAUCCCUGCUGGUAUCCUAAUCACAAUCAUUGGUAUCUUGUCCGGGUACGGUUUUGCUUUGAUUGGAAAGGUAUGCGCUUACACUGGAGCUCAAAGUUACCGAGAAGCAUGGAGCAAGACUGUUGGUGAAAGCAGUUCCUGGAUUCCAGCGUGGUCGGUAACCUUCAAGACUUUUUUGGCUUGUCUAGCGUUUUCUAUGGUUCUCGCCGACACAUUCUCAAGUUUGCUGGAGACCACUCGCAACCCUACUCUGUUGGUCGUAACAGGAUUCGUUUUGUUACCUCUUUGUUUGUUGAAAAAUCUCAAGUCAUUGGCCCCAUUUUCUCUAUUGGGUGUAAUGGGAAUGGCUUACACUGCUGUGGCAAUGACUCUGCGAUUCCUUGACGGAAGCUAUGCCAUGGGAGAUGAGACACAGGGCAAAUUCAUUGAGCAAGUUGCAAGUAGCUUGAGACCAAAAUUUGGAAAUUUGGGAGCCGAAAGUGUGUUUUCCCCUAACGCCUUGAUUCUGGUUUGCAUGUUGAGUACUGCAUACAUGGUACGUAUUGAAGAAGAAACCAGUGAUGUGUGAAAUUUAUUUUGUGCAUUCAAUUCUGAUGACUAUUUCUCUCUUUUUCAUUACAACAGGCACAUUUCAACGCCCCUAAGUUUUACCUUGAGCUGAAGAACAACACCAUUCCCCGUUUCAACUCUGUUGUUAAGUACGGUUUUGGGAUUUCAAUUUUCCUCAUGGGAUUCAUUACUAUGGUGGGAUUUUUGACGUUUGGAAAAGCCUGCGAUGGGCUCGUAUUGAACAACUACGCCGGUAGUGAUAUUUUAAUGGGAUUCAGCCGCGUUGCUGUUGCCGUGUCACUUGUUUUUAGCUAUCCUUUGGCGUUCACUGGUUGUCGGGACGGCUUCUUGGAUUUGGCAAACAUCCCGGUUGAGAAACGAUCCCCAAGAAUCUUGAAUCUAAUGACUUUCGGACUUCUUGGAGUAAUCACCUUCUUUGCAUGUGCUUUGAAGGACGUUAGCUUUGUCUUGGCAUUCGGUGGCGCAACUCUUGGUAACGCCCUCACCUAUGUUUACCCAGCACUGAUGUACAGAGCUGUUGUUGCCCAGCAAGGCCGUAAUGAGAAAUUCGGAGUCAGUGUUUCGCUGGCCUCUGCAGUACUAGGUAUUGUUAUGGGCGCAAUCGGUGCACAAAUGGCUCUGAGAAGCCUUUAGGCGAAGAGAAUGGUAGAAGUCAUUGUUUUUAGUUUUUACAAUUUGGAAAACGUCAUGAGAUUCCUUGCACUGAACCAAUCCUAUUGAGCAACAGAGAUAAACUUCUUCACCAUUUGGGAUAAUUUGCAGGCACAGGUUAACAAGUCACAAGUUAAAAGAUACUGAUCAUGAUUGAUGAUUGAAUGCACGCAUAAAGAUAAUCAGGAAAU
This is a messenger RNA of Pseudo-nitzschia multistriata, 2007 nucleotides long. Lineage: Eukaryota; Bacillariophyta; Bacillariophyceae; Bacillariales; Bacillariaceae. The record is from the annotation of a GenBank genome assembly.